GCAGUAUUAACGUGAUUAGAAAAGGUUUCCGUGAUGAUACCAGAGCAACCAGAUUAUAACUUGGAGGAGCCUACAUUGGAAACGGUACCAGAAAUUGAAUUCUCCAAAUGAUGUAAUUUCUGAAAUCAACAAGUAGUGUAAAAUGGGUUACGCGCACGGUUGGACCGCUCCUCCCGGCGCGAUUGGUGCCGGCAGCGCCAACGGGAGAGCCAAUGUUUCCUGUUCUCCGGUCACGCUCCAAUAGCAGGGGUCCCCGCUUCCAACCAAUCCGAUUCCUCGGUGCCCCGGCGCCGUUCUGUGAGCCCCUGCGUGGCGCACCGGGUCUUCUCAGUCAAGCUGUGCUCGUCGGUUAGAAAGGUCAUCACAGCGCGCCUAGCGUGAACGCCAACCUCAGCGUUAGAAAAUCGUUUGAAAAUUGAGACCCCCGAACGGCGUCUUGAGACAUAGACACUCUAGUAGCGCUCGCACCUUGGCGCAGUGAAGUGCUGCCGCGACGGACAAAUUCGCGGUGUUGUUGGUUUCUAAUCAGUGUGUGAAUUGAUUUUGUAAAAUAAAUUUUAUUUAGUUUUUGCGGUAUAGUGAUUUGUUUAUACAAAGAAGUGUGUACUGCGCGGCUUCGCAAUGAUGAACACUGCGUUUCUAGAUGGUGGCCAUCACCACCAUCUUGGCGGGUAUGGUAUCAAGAUGAGUCCUGGUCAUCAAGCGGGUAGUACCGGUAUACCAUCACCGCAUCAUCAAAACCCGGCGGCGGCUAUGACACCGCCCGAGGCGCAGAACCAUCACUUCCAACCCAACUAUGGACAUAUGGGUCAUUUGAAUCCCCAUGCUGGGUAUGCGGCGCGUGAUUUUUUACUCCGACGGGAUCACCAUGACUUCCCUACGGGACAGACAGCACCUACUGAUCCAGUUCUGUUCCACCAUCAUACCGAUAUCGCCUCCCAUCAUCAACACCUAGCACCACAUCAUCAAAUGUUGUAUUCCCGAACGGCCGAUCAUCAUGCGGCCGCCUACCACGCCGCAACACAACCUAAUCAUGCCGCACAGUACCUCAACCCUCAUAUGCCUCACAUGCCACAUCAUCCUGGCAAUGUACACGGCGCCUUCUUUCGCUACAUGCGUCAACCCAUCAAGCAAGAGAUGCAGUGUAUGUGGGUGGACCCUGAUCAACCGCCGCCGAGGAAAAUCUGCGGAAAACACUUCACCAGCAUGCAUGAGAUUGUCACACAUCUGACGGUGGAACACGUCGGAGGUCCCGAAUGUACUACGCAUGCAUGUUUUUGGCAGAAUUGUAUGCGUAAUGGACGACCCUUCAAGGCGAAGUACAAGCUGGUAAACCACAUCAGAGUGCACACCGGAGAGAAACCAUUUCCGUGUCCAUUCCCCGGAUGCGGAAAGGUGUUUGCGCGCAGCGAGAACCUGAAAAUUCACAAACGAACUCAUACCGGUGAAAAACCAUUUAAAUGUGAAUACGAAGGUUGUGAUCGACGCUUCGCGAAUUCCAGCGAUCGCAAGAAGCAUUCGCACGUUCACACCUCUGAUAAACCGUACAAUUGUCGUGUUGCCGGCUGUGACAAAUCCUACACUCAUCCAUCAUCGUUGCGUAAACAUAUGAAGGUGCAUGGAUGUUCCGGAAGAUCACCACAACACUAUGAUAGCGACGGUGAGGAGUCCAACUCGUCGUCAGCGGGCAGCAUCUCGGUGGCGGCUAGUCCGCACGUGAGCAUUCCGACGCAUGCGCAACCUGUGACAACACACGUGCCGGGCACGACCGCCAUCAGCGAGUGGUACAUGUCCUGCCAACCUACACCACCCACCACUGAUCCUUUAGGAGGUUUAAGCGCCUUUGGACAUCUGCAUCAUCACGGCGGCGCCGCCACCGCGUACUAAAACCACCAACAACAAAAAUAAGUGAUAUGAUAAACUAAACGUAAUUUAAUUUAAUGAAAAUAUUGUACAUAGCGCUUUAUUUAUGUAUUAUAGUUAGUUAUAAUUUGUAAGUGAAGGACUGGACUUGACUUUUUAUUCAAUUGUGCAAUUUAACUGAAGAAGAAACUAAACCUAAACUAUGUGACACGAAAAUUUAGAAACAUUUGAUCUUUACUGAUGUGAUUAAAUGUUUCUAAAGUUUUUAUGCUGAUGCACUUGCGUGAAACAUGUAAAUAUCUUGUAUAUAAAUCGUAAAUAUUGUAGGAAUAAGUGAAUCACGUUUUCGCUGAAGUGUAACCCACGCAUUUUUUUCAGCUUGCAUAAAAAUGCGUGUGUUAACUCGGCUGGAUGGAAGAAAAAUGUAUAAUAAACAAGAACACGCUCGAAAACUUAAGAAAAAAACACUUAAAUAUCUCUUCAGGGAUCUCUGUACAUUUAAUAAAUAUAUUUGAAAUGAUAUAUCGCGCGGAAGUUUAUUGUAAAAUUUAAUUUUAUUGAGAUGCAGAACGGAUAUUGAAUGCGGACGAUAAUAAAGUUGACUGAUGUAUAAAACAUUACACAAAACAA
Molecule: messenger RNA, 2493 nt
Organism: Dalotia coriaria
Lineage: Eukaryota; Metazoa; Arthropoda; Insecta; Coleoptera; Staphylinidae
Gene: opa
Product: odd paired
Exons: 3
Coding region: 622-1887 (421 amino acids)
Biological process (GO): regulation of transcription by RNA polymerase II
Cellular component (GO): nucleus
Molecular function (GO): RNA polymerase II cis-regulatory region sequence-specific DNA binding; DNA-binding transcription factor activity, RNA polymerase II-specific
Source: RefSeq, a predicted model, not a curated record